Sphaerulina musiva SO2202 is the source of this 1749-nucleotide messenger RNA. Its product is annotated as eukaryotic translation initiation factor 3 subunit F. Gene Ontology annotation, cellular component: eukaryotic translation initiation factor 3 complex, eIF3m. Lineage: Eukaryota; Fungi; Ascomycota; Dothideomycetes; Mycosphaerellales; Mycosphaerellaceae. Bases 76 to 1068 code for a protein of 330 amino acids. Gene Ontology annotation, biological process: translational initiation. The transcript is spliced from 2 exons. The record is from RefSeq and is a predicted model, not a curated record. Gene Ontology annotation, molecular function: translation initiation factor activity; translation initiation factor binding; metallopeptidase activity.
AACAAUUCCACCACCAUCACCACCACCUCGUCCACUUGUCGAGACCGCAGGACCAGCGAAUAUCUCGCCGCAAUCAUGGCGAAUUUCCUGCACCUCGCGCGUCCGCUCGCGCCCGUCGGCACCACCGCCGCGCCCUCCACUGCGCCAGUGACAGUCACUGUGCAGCCCCAGGCGAUUUUCUCCAUCCUCGACCACGCAUCAAGGCGACCAGCAGAGCAGGAACGCGUAAUUGGCACGUUAUUAGGAGUUCGCAGCGAAGAUGGCUCGGAAGUCGAGAUCAGAAAUUGUUAUGCGGUCCCACACACGGAAACAGCGGAGCAGGUCGAGGUGGACAUGGACUACCAAAAGCGCAUGCUCGAGCUGCACCUGAAGGCCAGCCCCAAAGAAGUGCUCAUUGGCUGGUAUGCCACCAGCAGCGAUCUCAACACCUUUUCCGCUCUCAUUCAGAACUUCUACUCGCAGCAAGGCGAGGGUACAUGGCCGCACCCGGCCGUUCACCUUACUGUCAAUACCGUCGCAGGACAGGACCCACGAGCAGACACAUACAUUAGCGCACCCAUUGGCGUGACAGCUGAGCGCGCAGCAGACUCGUGCUUGUUCAUUCCAGUACCACACGAGAUCAAGUACGGAGAUGCGGACAGGAGCGGCCUGGAAUUGAUUGCAGGCGCAAGGGACCGGGAAGACCGGUCACAAGUCGUGCAAAGCGACAUCGACUCUUUGGAGCGCGCGAUCGAGCAGGUACUGGAUAUGUUGGAGCGUGUAUCGACAUAUGUUUCGGAUGUGCUAGACGAGGAGGCAAAGCCAUCUUCAGCGCUUGGCCAAUUCCUCAUGAACGCGCUGUCUCUUGCGCCGAAGGUGGAUGCUGAAGAUAUUGAAAAAGAUUUCAACAACCACAUUCAAGACGUCCUCCUCGUUUCUUACCUCGCCAACACCAUCCGCACACAAAUGGAUCUCUCACACCGUCUCUCCACUGCCGCUCUGACCAUGGGUGAGGGCAAGCCGAAGGAUGAUAGCAAGCCACAGCAAAAAGACAACAGGCAGAGAGGUGGUCCACGUGAGCAACAGUAGAGCAACGGUUUCUCCCAUCGAAAAAUCGGCACAUUGGAAAAGCAGCCGGCUUACCGGAUUCUGCUUCCCUGACAUAUUUAGAACGAGUACAGCACUGAUCCGUUGCUGGACGUUCAGCGGUGCAGCAUAGGUUAGCACCGAACGAAAUGGCUCCUAGUAGGGGUCAUGACUUUUCUCAACCAUGUUUCCAAUCGCGUCUCUUGCGUACGAUGAUGGAGUAGACGACUGUAGCUUGCGAAGUACUGACCCUUUUCUCGCCCGGUACAGACUUGACAGGGCUUGCGACGUCGGCGGCAGCUGCAGCUCCACGUCCCACAAUGAAACAACGAUAUACGUUAUACUUCACUCGGCGAACUUCUUGGUCCCUCUUUACUCGGAAGCAAUGGCUGCGCCUCAACAAUACCACGCAACACUUUGCUUGGCCCAAGAACAACAGCAUAUGCAUGCCACACUGCAGAGCAAAAGCAGUGUUUUCUUCCCAAAGCUUUCUAAAUGCUCGGCCAGAUUGCUGGUCGUCGUCGUCGUCGUCGUCGUGGCUCGGACAUACGUUAGGCAUGCAUGCCUCCAAACGAUGGAACCUACCAGGUCACGAAGCAUUAUGUCCUCCUUUCCUCCAGGCAGCUACAUGUAGCAUCAUGCUAGAUCCCCAAUCCGCCCGUUCGAUCGCCUUAGUAGAUCUUG